Andrographis paniculata is the source of this 831-nucleotide messenger RNA. RefSeq lists its product as uncharacterized. The transcript has a single exon. Lineage: Eukaryota; Viridiplantae; Streptophyta; Magnoliopsida; Lamiales; Acanthaceae. The record is from RefSeq and is a predicted model, not a curated record. The coding region runs from base 132 to 668 and encodes 178 amino acids.
CAACGGCUACAAGAAAUCCCACAGACACAAAAUUCAUACUUACAAACAGCUCCCGUUACAUUACAUAUACACACACUGAUAUACAUAUAUACAUAUAUAUACAUAUCUAAGUGUGUCUAAGUUCAGCAAAAAUGAAGGUGAUGAAAGCCAUGAAGAAGCUCAAAUUCUGGCCCCGCAGACCCAAGAAGAAAAAAGUGCAUCCACCGUACUCCCCGCCACCACCGUCGCGGCCGCCGCCGCCGCCGCCGCCGGCGGUGCUGUAUAAUUACGAGGAAGACAGCCCGUACGAGGCACUUCUGCCGUCAGCCCCACCGCUGCCGCCAUGGAUGGAGUAUGAAUAUGAGUACGAUGAGUACCAGGUGCAUUUUGAAGAAUCUGAAUCAGAAUCAGAAGGCAAGUGCAAGACAAUAGUAAAAUCUCCUUCAGCUUCAGGUAAUUCAGGGACAUUAAUAAUAUCAGAAUCCCAAAUAUCUCCCUCUCCCUGUGAUGAUGAUGAUGAGGUGAAGAAAGGCGGUCCUGGUCCUGGUCCUGGACCUCGUGAGUGUGGAUUUGGAUGGGGUAUGGCUAUGAUGAGGAGGUUUGGGGCUCGCGUGUUGGGGUGUGUGUUCCCUUGUUUGACUUUGAGGGAACGAUCGUCUUCUCAACAGCCACCACUUCUUCUUUUCUGAAAUGAAUUCAUUUUGUAUCUAUCUAUAUAUAUAUAUAUACACACAUAUCUUGUAAGUAAGGCUACAUUGAUCAUCUACAGGUUCUUGAAAAAGAUACCAACUGAAUUGGGAUUUAGAACAGUUUAAUUAAUUGAUUUAUUAAUCAUAUUUGAUAUUUUAUAUU